GGAACAGGAGCCCCAACAUCAGUUCAGAGCAUGCGGUGUCCAGGAGGAAGCUACAACCGGCUUGAGAAUAUGCUGUUCCUCCCUCCCCUUUCUACCAUGGACCCCACACUGUGGCCCUUCUCUCAGAACCUCUGAGAUUGGUACCCAGGCAAGGCAAAAUGCCCCUGUCCCCGACAAGACUGCCUAGUCCCUAUGGCUCUGAUCGGCUGGUACGGCUAGCAGCCAGGCUCCGGCCAGCACUAUGUGAUACCCUGAUCACAGUGGGGAGCCAGGAGUUCCCUGCCCACAGCCUGGUGCUGGCAGGUGUGAGCCAGCAGCUGGGCCGCAGGGGCUGCUGGGCUCUGGGAAAAGGCAUCAGCCCUUCUACCUUUGCCCAACUUCUGCACUUUGUUUAUGGGGAGAGUCUAGAGCUGCAACCUGGGGAACUGGGGCCCCUUGAGGAGGCAGCCAGAGUGUUGGGGGUACAGUCCCUGGAAGAGGCGUGCAGGAGAGCUCAAAGGGACCCUGCCAAAGACGAGCUGGGUCCAAGGCUGAAGGAACAACAGAAGGAACCAGAACAACCCACAGGGGAUUCUCUGAGAGGAGUGGAGGGCUUUGGAGAGAACGAGAGAGCAGAGACGUUCUUUAGAGCUGGUGAGCAAGAACAGGAGACAUUGCACAGGCACAGGCGACCAAGAGAGAGCCCUGAGAUGGCAGAGACAACUCGGGAGGGUCAAAGGGAGCAGAUGAGACUAAAGGAGAAACUUAACCAAGCCCCCACUGGCCAUGGGAAGCAAGAAAUGAUCAUGCGGGUGAGCGAUGGUCCAGGGGGCUCUGAGGAAAAUCUGCGGGAGCUCCCUGGCCCCCUUCCCCCAUCAGGUCCCCUCCAAACUGGCAUCACCCCUAGGCCCUGGUGGGCUGAGGCCCCUUGGUUGGGGGAGGGCCCGCCUGCCCUGUGGAGCAUCCUGCUAUUGCCGCCCAGAUAUGGCACUCCCUUCUCCCAUAGCACCCCCAUCACUGGAGCCUGGCAGGAGGUCUGGCCUCAGGACCAGAGGAUCCCACUGUCCCUGAACCUCCACAAAGGCCUCUGGAGCCAGAACCAGUUGGCCUCCUCCAGCCCUACCCCAGGUUCCCUCCCCCAGGGCCCCACAGCACUCAGCCCUGGGGAAAUGGAGGAGGCUGAUCAGAGGCACACAGGUGAACUUGCAACCUGUGUGGGUCAUGUGGCCACAGCAGGCCACGCAUCUCCCCGACACCCUCCCCCACGCCCUCCCGCUCGGUCUCGGCCCUAUUCUUGUUCUGUCUGUGGGAAGAGGUUUUCACUCAAACAUCAGAUGGAGACGCACUACCGUGUUCACACAGGAGAGAAGCCCUUCUCCUGUAGCCUCUGUCCCCAGCGCUCCCGGGACUUCUCAGCCAUGACCAAGCACCUGCGGACGCACGGGGCUGCACCCUACCGCUGCCCUCUGUGCAAAGCCGGCUGCCCCAGCCUGGCCUCCAUGCAGGCACACAUGCGCGGCCACUCGCCCAGCCAGCUCCCACCAGGAUGGACCAUUCGCUCCACCUUCCUCUACUCCUCCUCCUCCAGACCCUCUUCCUCCACCUGACGGAUUGUCAGCAGCUUCUUUGGCUUCAGUUAAAUGUACAAUUAAAGAAUGUAAGACAGGACGGGUGGGCCAGCUGGGCGUCCGACCCCGCACCGCGGCUACGGCUGAGCCUAGCAAACUCAGCUCCAAGAAGCGCCGCAAGAGGGGCGCCGAGAGCUCUCUCCCCGUUGACUGCGGAUCGCAGAAGCCUGGGCCGGCGAACCUGUGUUGAGCGACGGCAGUGAAGUUUGCAUGAGUGAAAGUUAACUGUGCGGGGACUGGCGGUUUCAUCACCAAAAUAAAGAGUUUCUUGUGCCCCCUCCCAGGACCAUAAA
This is a messenger RNA of Phacochoerus africanus (Common warthog), 1900 nucleotides long. It is a transcript of the gene ZBTB32, whose product is annotated as zinc finger and BTB domain containing 32. Lineage: Eukaryota; Metazoa; Chordata; Mammalia; Artiodactyla; Suidae. Gene Ontology annotation, molecular function: protein binding; DNA-binding transcription factor activity, RNA polymerase II-specific; RNA polymerase II cis-regulatory region sequence-specific DNA binding. The coding region runs from base 159 to 1586 and encodes 475 amino acids. The record is from RefSeq and is a predicted model, not a curated record. Gene Ontology annotation, cellular component: nucleus. Gene Ontology annotation, biological process: regulation of transcription by RNA polymerase II. The transcript has 6 exons.